Messenger RNA from Danaus chrysippus (African queen), 309 nucleotides. The record is from the annotation of a GenBank genome assembly. NCBI's taxonomy places the organism in Eukaryota, Metazoa, Arthropoda, Insecta, Lepidoptera, Nymphalidae.
AUGACUUCUCCCGCGCCAGAUGUGCACCGAUCGAUACAAAGAUCCAAUGGAACACAAAACGUGGCGAAAAAAAAUGCACGAACAAUAUGUAAAACAAAAAAACGACUGCAAGAACAAAAUAUAACUCAUGUGAGUGAGAGCGGCGACGGAGCAAGUGGUUGUUUUUCCGAGCGGUAUCUUCAUAUCCGGACGCGCUCCGGCCGCGCUACACACCGACGAGUUAGAUCCGAGUGCGCGAUGACGCUCGCGUCACACCGCCGGGUAGCCGCCUCACGGGCGAGGGUAGCGCGAGCGGCGUGUGCGGUGUGA